Trypanosoma grayi is the source of this 1320-nucleotide messenger RNA. RefSeq lists its product as hypothetical. NCBI's taxonomy places the organism in Eukaryota, Euglenozoa, Kinetoplastea, Trypanosomatida, Trypanosomatidae. The coding region runs from base 1 to 1320 and encodes 439 amino acids. The transcript has a single exon. The record is from RefSeq and is a predicted model, not a curated record.
AUGAUGAUGAUGAUGCGCUACGUGCUGCUUGCGUGUGCCUUCUGCGUGUGCGUGGGCUGCGGCUGUGCCGCGGGUGAUGACCUGAAGCUGCUGAAGACACGGCUGCAUGUUAGACACGCUUCUUCAUCCGAAUAUCCUUCUUCUGCCAUUAUUGCCUUUGCUAGUGCUGGGAGUAAGGAGUGCUUACCUACAAAUAUGCGUUGUGUGCGUGCUUCAGGUGUUGCUGAAAUUGCUAACGAAGCGGAGCAUACGAAGUGUGUGGAGAAAACCGAGGAGUGCCCCCAGGGAUAUAAGCCUGACGCCGCAAGUUCGAGCGGUGCAGCAGGUUCUGGUGGGAUUCAAGGUGUUUCACACAGUGGUGGUGCUCAUGGUGAAGAAUUGUGUCCGGAAGGACAAACCAAAUGCAAAAAAUCUGAAUCACAGGUCCAAGUGGCACAUCCAGCGAAGUUGGAUGUGGGUUCAUUGAAGGGUGGAGUUCUAGAUCGUAAAGAUGUUGUGGAGUGUAAAGAGGAAGAGGUCCACUGUCCUGCUGGUGCUGACGGCCAACCUUCGGGUGGAAGGUGUGUGCCUACUGGCACUGACUGCAGUAGCAAGGCAGCUGCAGCGCCUAAGGGUCGUGAAGGAGAAGGAGAACCGAGUUCUGGUGGGCCCCCAGGCAUCGCUUCGGGUCCUGAGAGGGUCGACCUGAAUCCAAAAGGACAAGUGACGCAGUUAGGGAAAGAGUCAACUUCUCUUGGAGAUUCGGCUGCGGACAAUGGUCACAGAGAGGAAACGGAUGAAACGGAUCGACGACAGGAAGAAGAAACGAUGAAAGGAAUGAAAGCCUCGCAGAAGGCAACAGAGGUGACGGCUCCGGGACCGCACGACUCCCAAUCUGUCUCAGGUGGCCGUCGCGAAGAGAUCUCGACUCAGGGCGAGAAGACCGACAAAGGCCACACUGAGUCAAGCUCUCAGCAUACCAGCAAUACACUCCUAAAUGAAGCCAAUACAAGCGAACAAGAAAGGAAAAGCGAUGAAACCUCCAACACUAACAAUGACUCAGAGGUAACUAACGUUGCACCUGCUGGAGGUGAUUCAUCUCCAGGUGAUGCCACAACGACGGCUGUAGACCACAGUUCUGAAGCACCGGCAACGCAAACACCUACUGAAGCUUCUUCCGCGGCUUCUGGUGUCAGCGAUGCCAGUGACACCAAGCCUUCCACCACCACUGCUGCUGUCGAAACUAUCAACAACACGAAGAAUGCGGACAGCAGCGUCAGUCCUGUGUGGGUGCAUGCACCGCUGCUUCUGCUGACGUUGUUUGCAGUGACGGCUGUGUGA